Messenger RNA from Trypanosoma theileri, 582 nucleotides. RefSeq lists its product as uncharacterized. The transcript has a single exon. The record is from RefSeq and is a predicted model, not a curated record. NCBI's taxonomy places the organism in Eukaryota, Euglenozoa, Kinetoplastea, Trypanosomatida, Trypanosomatidae. The annotation marks the transcript as partial.
AUGAGUCACUCCCUGUUUGUUGUAUUGCUCCUCUUGCUUCUGAGCUGCAUCAGUGUGUGUGCAGAAAAGGUAGGUCAGCAAGAAGGUGCUGGUGGUGUGCGUGGAGGACCCCGAGCUGCCGCUAAAAAACCCUUACUCCGUACAUUUAAUGGUUUUCAUUUUUUGAAGUUUGGGAAUGGGGAGCUGGUGGCAAUUAACGGUGCUGCUUUGUUUCCGCGGAAUGCAGACCAACCUGAAUACAUGGAAUUAUUGACACCAGCGAGCAGCGAGGGUCAAAGUGCGUGGUGGAACACCCGUAGAAAUUGGUUCCGCUUUUACUCGUAUGAAUACAAUCCUCUUCUCAGGCAGUAUGUCCUUGGUAUAGCGUUUCGUGCUGUGUAUGCUCUUGUGGAAAGCAACGAACGUCCAAUUGAAAGAUAUUACGACAUUUACGGUCUUCCUUUUUGGGCUCGUUAUUCCACUAUUCGCAUUGUGUGGAUGAACACUCUUAAUGGUGGAAUCGGAGAGAAUUCGUUCACUUACACUCCUUUCAAUAUUAGAUUUCCUUUUAUGAAGGGAACAGCAACGGUUGUGCGAUUUCUU